Phlebotomus argentipes is the source of this 3505-nucleotide messenger RNA. Its product is annotated as mucin-5AC-like. The transcript is spliced from 6 exons. The record is from RefSeq and is a predicted model, not a curated record. Bases 201 to 2372 code for a protein of 723 amino acids. Lineage: Eukaryota; Metazoa; Arthropoda; Insecta; Diptera; Psychodidae.
AAACAAAGCCAACUUCACAGCAGAUUCACGUAUGGCAAACCGAGUGGAGACGCCAUAAAGAUUGUUGGCUGAAUUUCUGCAAUUUUACCCUGGAAAUUGUGCAAGAAAUGGCUCGUGUGUAACCGGAAGCGGUGGCGGAGACCCCAGUGAAGUGAUUCAGACGCUAAGUGCAAGCAAGUGCAGCGAGAGCGAGACAGAGCAUGAGCUUCAAUCCGAAGCCACUACAGGUGCCGGUGGACGGACAGCCGGCAAGGCAGAAUCCACCCGUUCAGCCGCCGCCUUCGCAGGCGCCCAAGGUGCCGCCCCAGGCGGCUCCCCAGAUUCAGGUGGCCAACAACUUCCACGCGCAGCUUCAUCUGCAGCAGCAGAUGUCAUCCUUUCAGCAGCCUCAGGCGCUCCUGUUCCCACAGCAGCCGGCGGCCAAUCCAACGUCGGAACCACUGGAGCUCACGCGUGUCGUGACAGAAGCGGCAGCCAAGCAGGCCAACGGAAACGUGUCGGUUACGCCCCAGGCGGCGUCUCACGGACCCACAGCGGCUCAUCAAAUCCACACGACUUCUCUCAAACUGACGUACAAACCGGCGACCACGAGUCAGCCGCCGGCGCACAUGUCAUCCCAGCCGACUAGCAUCCAGCAACAACACCACACGGCGUCCGUGGCCACGGCUUCGCAAGCCCAGGUGCAGCACACGCCGCAGCAGCAGCCGACAACGAGCCAGCAGAAGGUGCCAUCACCGCAAAAGGCUGCUCCGCCCCCGCUGACGCGCGCCCCGGUGGCUGUGGCCACCACUACGGCGGCUCAGAGUCAGUUGCAGGCCAACAACAACGUCCCGAAGGCUCCGUCGCCGACGACGCCGCAGAAGAGCACUCCGGCCGCGAGUCAGCCUCCAAAGUUGGCCACUGUCGUUACACCGUCGAAGACGACGAUGAAACUGGCCACAGUGACGACGCCGAGGAUCAAACAGACGGCCAGGAAGAAUCAGGCGGCUCUGUCAAGGCCGCAGAGUAACUUUGCCGCUGCUGCAGAAGCGGCUGCAGCGACAAAGCCGUCGACUUCAGCCCCAGUUGUGGCUGAGGUGGUGACGAAGACGGCAGUGGCCAAGACAGCGCCUCCACAAGUGGUGGAGAAGGAGAAGAAGGAGGAGAAGCCCAAGGCGGAAAGCGUGAAGGUGGCACAACAGCCGCUCAAGAAGGAGAAACCCACGCCGGCGGCGAAGACACCGAAGCACGACGUCACAGAUGGGGGCUCGUCGCGGGGCGUGAAGAGAAGCCGCACCCGCACCGUGCCGUAUCAGAGUCCGCUGCCUGAGUACGCGAUGCUGACGAAGUUGUCGUACGCCGAGAGCAGUUCCAGUGGCAGCAAGAGUGGCGAGGAUAAGCUGGUGUUGUUCUACAAGAGUGAAUUCAUGGCGGUGCGCAAUGCCGAGGGUGGAUUCUUUCUCUGUCAGGCGCAGCAUAAUGUGUACAAAUCAUCGCCGCGCAUUCGGAUUCAGUGGUUGUCGGAGGAGAAGAUCAACUCUCCCAUGUACAUUCCCGAUUUCUACGAUGUCACCGAUCUGGAGUGUGUGCUGACGAGUGUGGAGAUGGAGAAGAAGACGAAGAAGCUGUACAAGUUGCCAGAGGGCGAAUUGGAGAGGAUACAGAACAUCCUGAAGAAGGCGAUUGAUGUGGAGAAGGGCAUUCUGCCGCGACCGGAUGUCACUGAGGAGAAUCCCGAUGGAUUGGAUCUAUCACUGUACAAGGAUGAAUCCCAGCUGGACAGGUCGCCGAAGAAGCGUGCAUCGAGUGAUGCAGGUUCACCAAAACGCGUCAAGAGGACCAAAGCUGAUGCGACCCCAAAGAGGAAGUCAACACGCACCAAGUCGCCGCGGAAGAACUUUGCCGAGUCGGACUUUGAGACAUCAGACGAGGAGGAGCCGCCAAAGAUGGCCCAGAGAGUGGGCAGACCACUUAUUUCCAAGGCACCUCCCGUCACUGUGACUCCGGCAAAGGCGCCGGUAAAGAGCAAAGCGACGCCACAGAAGCAGCAAGUUGUCGUCACGGAAGUUGUGGUUGAGGCGCGCGGUCGGAAGAGAAAAGCAGAUAUUCAGGAUUCAUUGGCUGCGACACCGGCCAAGAAGACUUCCGUUCAGAUGCUUCCGGACACUCCGGCAGCGGCGGCGGGAGCGAAAGCGAGUCCAGUGAAGAAAUCUCCAGUUGCUCAGAGUACAAAGAAGCCUCCGGGAAAGGGAAAGAAGGCUGAACCAGUGCCGGAGGUGAGCAAGAAGGCCACUCCGACGUCUCAGAAGACGACGCCAAAGGCCAAGGUUGCGAAGGCGCAAGACUCGGCCAAGGAAGCAGCAGGUGGUCGAGUAACAAGGGCCAGAAAGUAGGUCAUCAUCAUCUUUCUAUAGAUAAGAGAGAGAGUCACACACAAACACCCACAAACUGGGCCAAAAAGGGUGAGAAGAGAGUGAGAGAAGUGUGGCCUCAUGUUGGCCACUCAAAUGCUGGUUGGUGUGAAUUUUAGCAUUUUUCUUCAAAAUCCUAUUAUGGUUUUUUAGAAUGCGUGACAUUUUAACACACUGACAAAAGGGGAUUUGGUUGAAUGGUACAAAAGAAAAGCAGCGCAACAUGGAAGAGGAGAGAUAUAAUCAAAGGGAAAGGAAGUUUCUCUUUUGGAAAUCUUUUCGCUUUAAGAUUUUUUUCUUAAAGGAUUUAUGAGUAUUAUCGAUGGUUUUUUUGUAUUCAUGACAUUUAAGAAUACACUUUAGUAAUUCUAGAUGCAAAUAAAUGAUAAUUUAUAGUAACAGAGCAAUUUUUCCUGCACUAAAAUCGCUAUUUGUCCGUUUUCUCGGUGAAUUUGGCAUGCUUGAAAUUUUUAUCUUUAACUUUGAGUUGAUGCACACUCUGAUUUUACGCACUUGUAUUUGAUAAUUUAUCAAACGCUGAUAGAACAUUGAUAGAAGAUGACAAAUAAUCAAGUAAAAAGUCUUGAAGCGAAAAGAUGGUGAAAUUUACCGAUUUGUUUACAACACAAAAGUGUAAUUUCACAUGAUUGGCAUUAUGAUUGCGAGACAGAAACCUGGAGCGACAGGUGCAAUUAUCAAGAGUGGGUUCGAUUUGCAAUAUUGACGAGGUUUUGUGUAGAUGAUGAUCAUAUAAAAUUUGUAUUUCACUACCAAUUUUUAUAUUUAAGGGUAUAUAAUUAUUAAUAUAUUUGUGUAACUCCUUUUGCCUCAGCACGAAAGUGUCUCUAUAGACUUAAAAGUUUAAUUCUUUAGGCAGGAUUUUCUUUAUCCUUUCUUGACACACACACUCACACACAGACACGAAAGAACACACACACGCGAAGUAAUAUUGAUAUGAUAGGAAGUAUGUUAGAUGAAUUUCCUUUUGCCAAGCAUCACACGUGGUUGUUAAGUGAAAGUGAAUCGAGAGGAGGAGGCAGAAAAUGCGUAGAUAUAGUGAAAAAUUAUACUAAAUGUAGGUUUCUGACGUGGGCGUGAGUUAGACAGUAAAUUAA